CCUUUUAAAAUUAAAGUUUAUACUUUUUUGACAAGGUAGGCUUAAUCUGUUUUUUUUUAAUCUUCUGUAGUACUUACAUGUAGGGCAAAGCAGUUCCUCUUGCAUUGUUAUUUUUUAAAUUUUUGUUAAAUUUUUUGUUUCAGGCAUGUUUGGAUCAGGGGUACAAUCGUACUUUGUGUUACUGCGCUGGUUGUUUCUUCUUAACAUUGUGAUCUCGUUGUCAACAGUCUUCUUCCUGUUCAUUCCACAAAUCAUCCAUGAUCAGAGCACUAAGCACAACACUGUUUCCUUCACAGGAUGGGAGCUACUCACUGGGGAGGGUUGGUUCAACACAACAGAGCUGUACUAUGGUGCUUACACCAAUGAAACAGUUGAAAAGAUUGAUGACUUUAAGUAUAACCUGCCCUUAGCAUACCUGUGUGUUGGAGGUGGCUAUCUAUUGCUGUGUUUAAUCAUGCUUGUUUACAGCAUGGCAAACUCAUACAGAGAGAACUAUAUCUACGCUGGAGAUGAAUUUAGUUUCUUCAUUUCCAAAGCCUUUUGUUCGUGGGAUUAUGGAAUAACAGACAGGAGUGCAGCAUUGUUGAAACAAAAAAGUAUCUUCAAUGAACUUCAGGAGGCCAUUGCUGAGCAGAAUUAUAAUGUGGCUCGCACAUUGAGUGAGAAGUGUAACAUAUUCUGGCUUCGUAUCCUCACAAAUUUCAAUGUCCUGACCUUAAUGGCAGGAGCAGCCUAUCUCAUCCAGUUCUCAGCCAACCUAUCACUCAAAUCAGACACAGAUAAUGUGGUGGAGAAGCUGACGCUCCCAUUAGUAGUGUCUGGCAUCAACCUUCUUUUGCCAUUUGCCUUUCGAAUUAUUGCAAGCUUAGAAAGAUACAAAAGUCCUCGAACUACCAUUAACGUCACUUUGGCAAGAACCACAUUAAUGAUGUUAAUAUCAGUGACAAUGGUCGUUGUUUUAUUGUUUGUGGACAUUCGAUGCCGGGACUGUAAAAGCAACUCUGAUGACUCUGAUGACGCUGGCUCUGACAACACCUGCAAAAGAGAAAUUAGCCAGUGUUGGGAAAACUAUGUUGGACACACAUUCUAUCGACUUGUCAUCGUGGACUUUGUGUUCUUGUUACUCUCAACCUUCUUUGGAGAAUUUGUCCGAAGGAUACUUACUGUGAAUUGUCAGUGUUGCAAGACAAUUGGUCCUCCUGGGUUUGACAUUUCAAGGAAUGUAAUUGAAUUGAUAUAUUCACAGUUCCUAUGUUGGAUUGGCACAUUCUACAGCCCCAUGUUACCACUAAUCCAAGUCAUAAAGCUGUUCAUUUUGUUUUAUGUGAAAAGGAUCAGUGUGGUUAUGAACUGUCGUCCAUCUGUGAGGCCAUUCAGAGCAUCCAGGAUGAAUUUGUUGUUCCUCUUUUUACUGGCUGUGACCUUCACUCUGUCCCUGGUUGUCAUAGGAUAUACCAUUAUGUCAGACGAUGUAACAUGCCCUUCAAAACUGUGCGGUCCUUUCAAAGGUCGGGAUUUCAUGUACCAAGUUAUUACUGAUACAACUGCGUCGUUUCCUAACUGGUUACGAUUAACCAUUGGUUACUUGUCAUCAGCAAGCUUCAUCACCAUGUUGUUCUGCAUUCUUGGGGUUAUUGUCUACUACCACAAAAUGCUGAAAGACUCAAAUGAGAAGAAGAUUAAACUAUUAAAAGAGCAGAUUUCCCUGGCUGGCCGUGACAAGUUGUAUUUGAUAAAAAGAAUCAAACAGGGCAUGAGCAUGCACGUUGGUGAUAAUGGUUUAGAAUAGUUGGAAUAUUAUAAUCUCACAGCCUUUGCCAACCACUUGCAGAGGGUGUAUGGCUAGUCAUAUGCAUAUCAUCAAGGAAUUGUUUGGUAGUUUUAAUUAAUACUACAGACAUCUCUUCACACUCAGCCAACAGUGCAAGAGAGAUGCCUACAAUUUGACAUGAAUAAUUUCAUACCAUGUAAACAUGACAGAAAUCCAGGUAGUACAAUCCAAAAAAAUACAUUUUUUAUCCACCUCUGAGGAGGUAUUAUGUAAUAAUAAUUACAGUCUGUAGUUACUGCACUGUGAAAUCAAGGUUUCUAUCGGCUGGCACCAAGAGAAAUGGUUCUAAAUCUUUUAUUUUAGUAUAACCCAGUAGCUGACGUAGUUUUAAACAGUUUUGCUGAAUGUAGAAAUGAAAUCAGGGCUCCAGAUGAGAUUUCAAAGUUGGGUGUCAAGAAGGAAUUUCAAUGGGUCAAUUCCCACUACCCCCAUCAAAUCAUUAUUAAUUUUCUAGUAAUUUGUGAGGUCAUGUAGCUGACCUUGUAGGGUUGUUUACCUGAGACUUCCCACUUGUCUGCAACACUGUGUAGAACUACAACUAAUGUGCAUUUGCCAACAGACAGCCACUCUGUUAUGUAUAAAAUAUUAUAUAUUUGCAUGACAGUAGUGUUCUAAUUAGACUAAUGGACAAUAGUAAAUUAAGGUAAUUCUUAGUUUCUUUUUACAUUUAGAUUUUAGUGUAUAAUUAAAAACUGUACAGAGGUUUUAAAUCAAACAAUAUUAUUUAGUGUGCAUAAUGCUUUGUAUGUAAGCCUUAGCAAACAUAGCUUUGUCAAUAAUAUUUUUAAUUAUACAUCAUUAUUUUUUGCACUGUGAUUUUAAUAAGAAUAUUUGAGGUAAAAAAAUUGUCAUAUAGAAAUGUAAGUAUUCUUACAUAGUUAAUAACAUUGCAAUGUAAAGCUUAAGAUGGUUAAUUAAUUGGUUAAAACUGAUCAAAAUAUAGUCAAAUUUGACACUUGUGCUGUACAUGUACUCAUGUAAUAAUAUUUAUUAACUCAGGUUAAUGUUUUGGAUAACAAUCUUUAAAAUAAUAUAAAGUAAAUUUGAUUGUGUAAACUAUCGACCAAAUGUAGCCUAAAAAUAGUUUUAGGAUAUUCUUAUUGCUUACAAUGUAUGAAUCAUUCAUUUAAUGACAUUCAUAGGACUGUGUACUGUAAAACAGUAUUGUAUUAUAAUUAUGAUAACUUGUACUAGGGACAUUGUGCCUAACCCUUGCAAUAAUCAUGUAGAUUGGGAAAAUGCACAAACAGUGUUAUUAAAGGAAACAUUGUUUUCCACUAACUAAUGAUAA
This is a messenger RNA of Orbicella faveolata, 3122 nucleotides long. RefSeq names its product transmembrane channel-like protein 7. Lineage: Eukaryota; Metazoa; Cnidaria; Anthozoa; Scleractinia; Merulinidae. Gene Ontology annotation, cellular component: plasma membrane. The record is from RefSeq and is a predicted model, not a curated record. Gene Ontology annotation, molecular function: mechanosensitive monoatomic ion channel activity.